This is a messenger RNA of Pteronotus mesoamericanus, 3988 nucleotides long. RefSeq names its product KIAA0753 ortholog. Gene Ontology annotation, biological process: protein localization to centrosome; centriole replication. The coding region runs from base 224 to 3019 and encodes 931 amino acids. Gene Ontology annotation, cellular component: centriolar satellite. The transcript has 18 exons. The record is from RefSeq and is a predicted model, not a curated record. Lineage: Eukaryota; Metazoa; Chordata; Mammalia; Chiroptera; Mormoopidae.
GUUUAUGGAAAAUCAACUUAAUUCAACAAAUGUUGAGUUAAAUUGUCUACUAUACUCAAAGCACUGUGUUGUGGGAAAUAUCAGAGAAGAGCAAGACAAGGCCCUUACCCUCAAGGAACCUUGUCUAGCUGGGAAGAUGAGACAUAUACCUGUGAAAUAGGCGAUGUUUUUAGGAAGAAUUGUUGGCCAGUAACUAAGCUUUCACUAUUCUGCACUAUCUGACAUGAUGGGACCAGGCAGACCAGCUUCAGCCUGUGUUAAUCUAGCAUCUAGUUUUCAGCUUGAUGGGAGGAGCGAUCCCUGGAAACUUCAGGCCCAGAACCAGCUGCAGUUUAAUAAGAAUGUUCCUACACAUUCAAGCAACUUGGCAAUCCGGUUUUCUUCUCCACAUGCAAUUAAAAUUGAAAAACUGAAGCACUUGCACGGUGAGUCAGGCCAUUGGAAAGACUUGGAUUUCAGAGAUGGUCCUGACCAAUGCAGUUCUGUUUCAUUUUCUGUCAUAUCAGAAGAGAGACUUAGCCACGCUGUCCACCUGGCCAAAAGAGACAUGAAACGAAGACAAUUUGAAGAACAUGUAAAACAACAUCACCUCAGAAAUCAGCCCCAGGUCUCUCAGAAACAUGGAUACACCAAGCAUACAAUAUCUGAUCUUAGGGUGGAAAGGAAGGAAUUGAAGAAUCAAGAAGUUUUUCAUUCCAGCCAUCAGCCCCCCAAAGCAGACACUUCCAGCUUAGGAGCCAAGGUGUACAUAUACACGUCCCAUCCAGGACAGUCAGAGCUGACCGUGCCAAAUUCGCCACCCACCCAUGAUCCAGGCCCUCAGCCACAUGCCAGGACAGGUGACCGCAAAAGCCUGCUAGAAGUUCAGCGACUCCAGAAAAUAUUGAGCAGUUGUAUCCAUAAAAUUGAAGAAGUAACUAAAGAAGAUAAAACAGAAGAAGCCUUGGACCCAGAUGAAGAACGGCGGAUCCGGGUCAGGAGGCAGGAGCAAGCUGUUCGUUCUGCCCGAAUGCUCUACGUCCUCCAGCAGCAGGUUAAAGAAAUCCAGGAAGAAUUGGAUAAAUUGAGUCCACAUAAAAUUAAACAUACUAAGAAGUCAUGGGCAAUGUCCAGGCUGGCAGCUGCCCAUCGAGGAGCCAUCCGGGCCCUACAGAUGUUUGUCUCUCUGUUUACUGACCGAGGGGAGCACCCUGUUCCUGCUCAGUACAAGGAACUGGGCAGUCUUAUUCGCCAACUUUCACUCUGUUCCGCCAAGCUGGAUGCCGACUCUUCUGUCGCUGAUGUGGUUAUAAAUAUCCUGCAUCAAAUUGAGGCUUUGGAGUCCCUACUGGAAAAGAAAUUGUCACCAAAAAAGGUGAAGAAAAGUUUCACUGAAAUUAGGAGCAGAUUUCCAAUUGGCAGCCAACGGUCUUUAGAGAGAUGGCAAAGUACAUUUCCAAAGGGCGAGAGGAUACCCUUCGUAACAAAGAAGAUAUUUCCACAGGAAACAAGACAACCUUCAGUGGCAAAGAAGGUUCUUGCUGAUAAGUACGAACCUGAUAAAGAGCUUCCAGUGACCCAGAGGUUGGAGACUGAGCUUGAUGCAGCAGAUGCAGAUAUCCUUCCCGAAGAAGCUCCAUCUCUUCCAGGCCAAAGUGCAAGCCUCAGAGAAGAGGCCUUAGCCCUGGCCAAAACCAAAGCACCGGGGAAAAGGCCUGUGACUGAACAUGGGCCACUUAGGAAGAAAGAUGCUCCGGCACCGGCAAGACUACAGCAAGGACUUCACAAAGCUGAGAAAAGUAGACCAACCCAAUCUCACAGCAAAAGCAGGUUGCAACAGACAACGGUUUCAUCCAGAUUAAAAAUAAACCAACAGCCUGUGAAAGACAGUAGGGCUCCCUGGAUACCUCCAAAUCCCACGUCCCCACCAGCAUCUCCUAAAUGUGCUGCGUGGCUCAAGGUGAAAUCCAGCCCCAGAGAUGCCGCCAAAGAGCAGUCUGUCCAGCAGGAGGGUACUGAAGAGGACAGUCAAGUGACAGGUGCCAUUGAGCGUGAGGCAGCUAGACUCGCUUGGCUCGACGCAGAAACUUCCAAAAGACUGAAGGAACUUGAGGAAUUAAAAGCUGAGGAAGUGGACAAAACACAAAAACAGAGUGUUUCUGCCACCCAGUUAGCAGACAAGGUAGAGAAGGAAGUUCUGGAGCGUUUGAAGCCUCUCCUGGUCAAGGCUCAGAGAGUCAAUUCUUCCCUGGAAGCAGAUGCUCACCUGCAGGACCGGCCAUCAGCAAGCACAGCGACAGCCCGGCCUGCAGAAGGGGCUACUGCUGUUGACUGUACACCCAACAACAGUCGUCAGCUGGGUGAUGUAUUGGAAGACACUACUCAUGAGCUCUGGGCUAUGACUCAUCCUAAGAUCUUGGAGCCUGACCCCUCAGCCACCUUGGAGGACAGCGCAUAUCUGGAGACCAUGUUGCUCCGAAUGGAGGAGAUGGAAAAAUACCAGGAGAUAGUUCGCCAAAGAUAUAAUAAAAUUGUAUAUACUGAUCCUCAUCUUUGGAUGCAGGCGGAAAAAAAUGACCAAAAACUCCCAGCAGUAAGUGAAAGGCCCCUUUCUCCUCAUCCAAUCAAGAUCACAAAGACAGUAGCUAGCAAAGGCUCAGACGUGAACAUCCUGUUAGAAAGGCCCUGGAAUGGCAAUUCCCUGGAUGAAAGUGUGGGAACCCAGGAGAAAUCAGAGAAAAGAGAGGCUCCCCUUGCCUCCCUGUCAGAAGAUUCUGAACCGAGAAAGGGUCGAGCUGCCCUCUUUGUCCCAGCUGGCAUGCGGCGCAGCCUUGGUGACUACUGCAGCCGUUACGAGCGGUACCUCCGGAUGAUAGCCCACGAGGCCGUGGGCUCCUUCAAUCCAUGGCUGAUUGCUGAAAGCUUUUCAGAAGAGCUGCUCGAUGAAGCUCUGGGGUCCGUGACUGCUGAACUUCAGGAUGUAUGUGAGGACUACGCAGAAGCUGUGUUCACCUCCGAAUUCCUAGAGGCCGCUGCAUGAAGGCUCCCUGGCAUGGGGGCCCUCGCUCAACCUGGAGAAGCGACGGCACCACCCCUGGUUUUAGGCCACAGCAGAUCGUCACCCUCAGCUGUGCAUCCAGGCCCAGGAGGUGCUGCCCGCGGGAAGGAAGGACGCGCCAGCGAGGCCGCCCUCGCGCCGUCCCCUUGUCACAGCUGUGGCCCUGGCGGUUUUUGUUGGAAUGCGGUCUAUUUAUUUGUACCCAGGAAACAUGAAUUGAUUAUGACAAUAUAAUAUUUUCUGAAUGUAUAAUUUUCCUGUUGAUAUGUUAUGUUCACCCACUGGCUCAGUUUGGUGAUCAGGAUGUUUUGAAAAGUAACUGAUAGGCACGUUUCACACAGGGAUUCAAGUUGCUCUUGGACCCAUGGGUGGCGUCAGUGCCAGCAAAAGUGCAGUUACUGUCUGGUCCCGUCUCCUGGCUCAUGUUUCCAUCGUUGGCAGUUUCCCAGCAGGACACCUGUCCCCACUGGGUUAUGGGCGCGUGGCGAGCCCAGGGUCAGGCCAUACUGCCGGACCUCGGCUCCGUUGCAGCUCAUCAGGAAUAGGAACCCACAGUUAUCAGUACACAACAAUAAACCCACAUUCUCUAAUGUUCUGUUCCUAGGUGGUUUUUCACAUUUUGAGUUUCUCCAAGUCUUCUACUGUUACCGGUUGACAUACUCUGAUAGACAAAACUUUCUCUGAAUUCAGGGUGGGCCUCCCCUUGUGCCCGGUCAAAGGCACAGGGUUCACUUCCUCCUCUGUGUGGUGAGGGCAGGCGUUUCUGGGUUCCUGGAGCGCAGGGGGCCCCGUGUGGGAGGAGGGAGCAGACUCGAGUGGCACCAAGGCCUCUGGGUCUCCAGAGAAAGGAAGAAACUGCAGAACCACAACAGCUUGGUCCUUGAGCAUCUUCUAAGUUACAUUUUACCAAGAGAAAAGCCUCUGUAUUUUCAGAAACUGUGAAUUCAGAAA